This is a messenger RNA of Glycine soja, 1225 nucleotides long. RefSeq lists its product as uncharacterized. The record is from RefSeq and is a predicted model, not a curated record. The coding region runs from base 183 to 1022 and encodes 279 amino acids. The transcript has 4 exons. NCBI's taxonomy places the organism in Eukaryota, Viridiplantae, Streptophyta, Magnoliopsida, Fabales, Fabaceae.
AAGAAAGAGAACAUGUCAUAAAAAGCCAAUUACCUCUGUUCUGUUAUGUUUUGAAAAUGUCGUUCAUUCAACGCUGAAUUUGGGUAUUGGAUCGGAACCCUGACAAUUCUAGAUGAUUCAACUUUUAGGUGUUGUUUCUGCUUUGAGUGUAAAUUAAAAGUUUUCACAUAUUAUUCAUAGGAAUGAAUGCUUGUGUUGAGGGAAAUAAACGCCAGUUACCACCAUGGAUGAUGCAGAAGGUUGGUGCCUCUGCCACUGCCACCCAUGUGAGUGACUCUGUUGAAACUAAUUCCUCUACCAAAAAAGGAGACAUCAUUAAAGCUAAUGCAACCAAGAAAGAUACUCACAAGAGUGAACCUUCAAACUUAAGAGCCAAGUGUGAAGUUAAGGGAAGAAAAAAAUUAGACCAACAAGAAGGAAAGGUUACUCAAAAGAAGAGAAAAGGUGAUAAGUCUAAGGAUAGAGAUAAGAGAUCUUCUAUAAAGAAAAGAAAAAAAUUAGAGGAUCCUAGCCACGGUUGUUAUGAUGUUAAUCCAGUUAGGGAUGAUGCCAUGGACCUGACAGUUGAAGAUUUGAUGGCCAUAGCAGAACAGUAUGUUAAAGAUUAUGAGAACAAGGAUCGAAAAGAAAGAUCAAGUAGACAGCGUGAAUCAAAAUGGCAAUUUCAAGAUACAAAUGAAACGGGAACUACUCUUGAUUCCUCUUGUGAGAACAGAAUUUCAUCCGGGUCUGGAAGGGAAGAUUUAUCUAAUUCUACUUCAACAACUGGUGAAUUAAUUGCUACAAGCACCUCUCAAACAGGUGAUCCUGCUCAAGACAUGCUGGACCUGUUCUUGGGUCCCUUGCUGAGGAAAACUCUUGAGAAGGAGAAGAUCAAAUCUGUUGUGGAAAAUGCCAAGAUUACCCAUGAGUUCUCUAGGCAAAGUCAAGAUAAACUUGCUGGAGAAGAAAUGGUCCCCUUGAUGAAAAAAAGAAACACCUUGAAAGACAAGGUGGCAAUGUUUCUUGACCAAGAUAUGUAGAUUCAUCAAUACAAGCAUGGGUGUCAUGGUAAAGCAAUGAGCUAGAGUUCUUGCAUGACCUAUAGUAGUAGUUUCACAUGUAAAUCAUUUAAUAAUUGCAGUCUCAUCCUAGUUGGGCAAAGUCCUAUGUGAUAAUGUUAGUGUAUAUAGUUAUAGAUUUAAUUCUUAUACAAUUUAAUUGAGUUUCAAUCACCCAUUGCCAA